Molecule: messenger RNA, 1044 nt
Organism: Spodoptera littoralis (African cotton leafworm)
Lineage: Eukaryota; Metazoa; Arthropoda; Insecta; Lepidoptera; Noctuidae
Source: the annotation of a GenBank genome assembly
AUGUUUACCAGGAAAUUACUAAACCAAUAUAUAUUUUUUUGUAAUAAUAUAAAAUGUAUGCAGAUGAGAAAUAUUCAAGCUUCUGUUAUCGGAGCGGCAGGAGAGGUUGGAUCUAACUUGUCACUGUUGUUGAAACAGAACAACAAAUUACAGAGAUUGCAGUUGUAUGACGAUGACGAGAAAAUAAUGGGGACUGCUAUGGAAUUGUCUCUUUUGCCAGGAGGGCCUGAAGUUACCGCAUUCGUUGGGAAUAAUAAUUUGCAUGCAGCGGUCCGAGGCUCUGAUCUCAUCGUGAUGGUGCAUAGAGUUCCUCGCAAACCAGGAAAUUCGAGGGAGCAAAUGCUGGCAGCUAACGCUCCCGCUUUGCAUAAGUUAUGUCGAGCAAUGGCUGACGAGAAUCCGACAGCUUUUUUUGCAAUCGCAACGAUCCCUUUAAAUUCUUUGGUACCUUUUGCAAGCGCACUUUUGUAUAAAUAUGGAACUUACAAUCCUUUUAAGGUAUUUGGCGUGACGCACAUAGAUACAACCAGAGCACGAACUUACACUGCAAACGCUUUGAAUGUAAGCAGUAGAAACUUAUUCCUGCCUGUUAUUGGGGGACAUUCAGACGACACAGUAAUACCUUUAUUCUCAAAUAUUACACCAGUGGACUAUAGCAUAGAUCCUUGCCAAGCAGAUUCAUUAACGCGUCUUUUGAGGAAGGCCGGAACAGAAAUAGUAUUUCAAAAACAAGGCAGCGAAGCAGCUGUUUUGGGAGUCGCUUGGUCUAUUAACGAAUUUUGUGAUUUAAUAUUUGAUGCUCUUUGUGGUAGUGAAGUUAUAGUAAAUAGCUAUACUGCUAAUCCAAAUUUUGGUACAAGGUUUUUUUCUGGUCCAACCACCGUAGGACCUUAUGGCAUAAUAAGUCGACCAUGCCAGCAACUUACCUUCAAUGAUUACGAAUCAUUUCUAUUGAGUGCUUCUGUGCCAGUUAUUAAUAAUGAUGUGAGUAUCGGAGAAAAAUAUAUUCAGUAUGUAGAAAGCAUGGGAAAAGCUAAAUAUUGA